Molecule: messenger RNA, 900 nt
Organism: Trichomonas vaginalis G3
Lineage: Eukaryota; Parabasalia; Trichomonadida; Trichomonadidae
Product: cysteine synthase family protein domain-containing protein
Exons: 1
Coding region: 1-900 (299 amino acids)
Cellular component (GO): cytoplasm
Molecular function (GO): cysteine synthase activity
Source: RefSeq, a predicted model, not a curated record
AUGAUCUACGACAACAUCCUCGAGACAAUCGGAAACACACCACUCGUCCGCAUCAACCAUCUCAACCCAAAUCCGAAAGUUCAGAUGUACGCAAAGCUUGAAGGCUUCAACCCAACAGGUUCAGUCAAAGACCGCAUUGCGCUUAAGAUGAUUGAGCAAGCGAAAGCGGAAGGCAAGUUGCAACCAGGUUCAACAAUCAUCGAAGCUACAUCAGGCAACACAGGCAUCGGUCUUGCAAUGAUCGGCCGCGUCAAGGGCUACAACGUCAUCAUCGUCAUGAGCGAAGGCGUCUCAAUCGAACGCCGCAAGAUGAUCAAAGCUUUCGGUGCAGACAUCAUCCUCACCGACAAGAAGCUCGGCACAGAUGGUGCUAUCCGCAAAGUUGCCGAACUCGUCAAGGAGAACCCAGGCAAGUACUUCAACCCUAACCAGUUCAGCAACGAGUACAACAAGAUCGCACACUACAAGACAACCGCCGAAGAGAUCUGGUCACAGACUAAUGGCACAGUCACACACUUCGUUGCAGCAGUCGGCACAUCAGGCACACUUAUGGGUGUUGGCAAGAACCUCCGCGAGAAGAACCCUAACGUCAAGAUUGUCGAAGCACAACCAACUAAGGGCCACUACAUCCAAGGUCUUAAGUCUAUGGAGGAAGCUAUUGUUCCAGCUAUCUACCAGGCAGACAAGAUCGACGAGCACAUCCUCAUUGAGAGCGAAGAAGCGUUUGCUAAGGCACGCGAGAUUGUUGCAAAGGAAGGCAUCUUCAUUGGCAUGAGCAGUGGUGCCGCCAUGCUUGCCGCACAGAAGCUUGCAGAGAAGCUCGACAGCGGUGUUAUUGUUGUUCUCUUUGCCGACCGUGGCGAGAAAUACCUCUCAACAAAGCUCUUCGACACAGAAUAA